AUGAAUCUCCGUCAACAAUUGACACAGUUCCUCACGUUGGCCUACGUGUUCACGUCGGCUUUCGUCAUGUGGAAGGGCCUCAGUGUAUUUGCCAACUCCCACUCGCCGAUCGUGGUGGUGUUGUCGGGUUCCAUGGAACCUGCGUUCCAAAGAGGUGAUAUCUUGUUCUUGUGGAACAGAGACAGCCAGGCGAAGGUGGGCGAUGUGGUGGUCUACGAAAUCAAGGGCCACUCCAUUCCAAUCGUCCACCGUGUCCUCAACGAGCACCACAACGACGAAAAGCAGCUUUUGCUAACCAAGGGUGACAACAACGCAUUGAACGACUUGUCGCUUUACGCCAAAAAGCAGGCCUACUUGAAUCAGAAGGAGGACCUCGUGGGCACCGUCAAGGCGUACGUGCCUAAGCUCGGGUACGCCACGAUUUUGAUCACCGAGAACAAGUAUGUGAAGUUCACGCUUCUUGGGCUCAUGGGCAUAUCCGCUGUUCUCAGCGGCGAGUAG
Molecule: messenger RNA, 501 nt
Organism: Candidozyma duobushaemuli
Lineage: Eukaryota; Fungi; Ascomycota; Pichiomycetes; Serinales; Metschnikowiaceae
Product: signal peptidase complex catalytic subunit
Exons: 1
Coding region: 1-501 (166 amino acids)
Cellular component (GO): signal peptidase complex; membrane
Molecular function (GO): serine-type endopeptidase activity
Source: RefSeq, a predicted model, not a curated record